AUGGCUGGGGAGAAGCAGAUGCACAAGAAGAAGGCCCACAAUGGCAGUAGCAGCAGCAGCAGCAGCGGUGCUGGUGGUGCUGGUGGUGCUGGUGGUGCUGGUGGUGCUGGUAAGAGGAAGGACGGCAAGCACAGCAAGCGCAGCAGUGCUGGCCGCGAUUCCACCAACCCAAGCAAGAAGUCCAAGAAGCCCACAGGGGCGCCGGCGCGGAAAAUCGCCAGCACACACAAGGAGCAGAAGGAGCUGAGGAAGCAGCGCAAGACAGAGAGCAACCCUAACUUCACCAUGCUCACAGAAGUCAAGACGUUGUGGGAGAAGGCGCGUCUCAGGCAGCUCCCAGUUCAGGAACGGCAGAAGUACAUUAGUCAGAUCAUGGAGCUCGCACGCGGCAAAUUCAUCGAGGUCGCGUGCCAGCACGAUGCAGCGCGUGUGAUCCAGUCUGUCUUCAAGUAUGGCAACGAGGAGCAGCGCCAGGCCAUCUUCGACGAGCUCAAGGAUCAGGUCAUUCGCCUCAGCAAGAUCAAGUACUCGAGCUUUACCGUCCUCUCCAUGCUCAGACACGGAACACGGAAGCAGCGCGAUCACAUCAUUGAACAGUUUUACGGGCAUGUGCGCAAGCUCAUCCGCCAGCGCGUGCCUGGUGCGGUGCUGGCCACGGCGUACAUCGACUUUGCCUCCGCCCGCCAGAAGGCCGCACUGCUGCAGGAAUUCUACGGUCCGCACUUUGUCCUCUUCAACAUGAAUGGGAAGAAGACGCUGGGCGACUUUCUCGAGGCGCAGCCGGACAAGCAGUCGUUCGUCAUCAAGCGCAUGAAGGACACUCUGGUGCCGCUCAUGGGCAAGGGCAUCUGCGCGCAUCACAUUGUGCACCACGUGCUGCUGGACUUUCUUCGUUACGCGCCCGAGGCCGACAGGAACGAGCUCAUCGACAUGGUCAAGGAGCUCAUUGUCGAAAUGCUGCACACGAAGGAGGGCAGCCAGUUGUCACUGCUUGUGCUCAAGCACACAAAUGCAAAGGACCGCAAGGUCAUUCUUCGUUCCUUCAAACCUUACGUCGACAAGAUUGCCAAGGAGGAGUACGGGCACAUGGUGCUGAUGGGGGUGUUUGACCUUGUUGAUGACACGGUGCUGGUGAAGAAGCAGAUUGUGCAGCCACUCGCGGCCAGCAUCGAUGAAAUCGCCAUGGACCCCUUUGGCAGGAAGGUGCUGCUGUACCUGACUGCCCACCGCUCGCCGCUGUAUUUCCCGCCAGCAACGCUCAAGAUCAUGCAGGAGCUCGACGACAGUCCGUUCAGCAAGAAAGAUCCGUCGAUGCGCCGUGCUGAGCUGCUGAAGAUGGUGUCGUCGACACUGGUGAAGGUUGUCGCUGCCCACGGUCCCGCCCUCGCCCGCAUGGGCCAGACAGGCCUCCUCGUCGUCGAAAUCCUCUCGCAGUGCAAGGGCGACAAAACUGCGGCAUAUGAGGCGAUUGUCGCCGACGCCGUGAAGAAGGAGGACCCCAUCUUUGAGCACGCGUGCGGACACAAAAUCCUCAAGAAGCUUGCUCACGUCGUGGACAACGACACGCCCAAGUCGUUUGCGGCCACGCUGAUGAGCGCCAUUGACGAGAAGAACAAAGUGGAGGCGAUGAUGGCGUGCAACCGGGGCGCGUUUGUGCUGCUGAGUUUGGUGGAGAGCGGAGAGAAGUGCAGCACGCUGGCUGCAGAGGUGCGCUCGCUCGUGCCGCAGCUCGCCGAGGACGACCUCUCUCCUGGCGUCAAGCUCUUGCUUCAGGCGCUGGACGAGCUGAAGGACGGGCGAUUCCCCGGCGGCGAGCUGGCGGGCGGCGCAGCAAUGGGGGAGGAUGAUGAUGAGGAGGAGGAGGAAGAGGAGGAUGAGGAAGAGGGUGAAGAGAAGGGUGACGAUGAGGAAGAGGAAGAGGGUGAAGAGAAUGAGGAGGAGGAGAAUGAGGAGGAGGAGGAUGAUGAGGAGGAUGAGGAUGAGGAGGAACAACAGCAAGAGGAGGAUGAGGAGGAACAACAGCAAGAGGAGGAUGAGGAUGCAGCGAUGGACGAGGAAGAGGAAGAGCCGGCCAAGGAAGAGGAGGAGGAAGAGGAGGAGAAGCCCGAGACGCCCAAGCGGCGUGUGACGCGGAGCGUGGCUGCCACACCGAUGAGCACACGGCGGCGGCGAACACGGGAGGUGACGCCGCCAAAGGUGAACACAAACGAGCUCUCACCACUGCAGACGCGUGCAAGCAGACGUCGCUCCCUCGCCCGCAAGACGCCGAAGAAGACGUGAGGCCGCACUGUGGUGCCGUUGUCAUAGAGCUUCUUCGUCGUGAUGAUGGGGAUGGCUGGCGGUGGUGUUCUGUGGCAUAUGCCGUCGCCUGAGGGAUGGGGGCACGCGAACGUGUUGCUGUUGUUGUUUACUUUUCGAGACAAAGAAGUAAAUUGCUGAUGUACACGAACCUCAGCCACAGUCAAA
Salpingoeca rosetta is the source of this 2466-nucleotide messenger RNA. RefSeq lists its product as uncharacterized. Lineage: Eukaryota; Choanoflagellata; Craspedida; Salpingoecidae. The transcript is spliced from 15 exons. Bases 1 to 2280 code for a protein of 759 amino acids. The record is from RefSeq and is a predicted model, not a curated record. Gene Ontology annotation, cellular component: nucleolus. Gene Ontology annotation, biological process: regulation of translation. Gene Ontology annotation, molecular function: mRNA binding.